Molecule: messenger RNA, 11494 nt
Organism: Dromiciops gliroides (monito del monte)
Lineage: Eukaryota; Metazoa; Chordata; Mammalia; Microbiotheria; Microbiotheriidae
Product: zinc finger protein 420-like
Exons: 5
Coding region: 91-2997 (968 amino acids)
Biological process (GO): regulation of cytokine production; negative regulation of transcription by RNA polymerase II; regulation of immune system process
Source: RefSeq, a predicted model, not a curated record
UCUGGAUUUCUAGCUGGGGAAUCCCGGCUCACAGCUUCCAGAGUCCUGACUGGGAAAGGUCCCAAGCAGAGUGUCCUUACCACAGGUCUGAUGCCUCAUAACUCCACCCGAGGGGGGAGCCUCGAGGAGGCUGGAGCAUCCCCCAGAAUCCCGAGGGCCAGAUCCCAGGAAGCAGUGACCUUCAGGGAUGUGGCCUUGGACUUCACCUGGGCGGAGUGGGGAUGCUUGAGCGCUGCUCAGAGGGAGCUCUACAGAGACGUGAUGCUGGAGAACUACAGGAACCUGGUGUCCCUGGCAGGGCUUCUUGGUCCCAAGCCAGACCUGAUCUCCUGGUUGGAACAAGGGGAAGAGGCUGAGCUCUGGGAUACCCUGGGAAGCAUUGCAAGAGACCCCUCUCUGUGGGGAGGAGGGCAACCCAGCCGGCAGCCAGGAGCCAGGGGAAGGAGCAGCCUUGCUUAUUACUCAUGUCCAGCCAUCUUUGAAGCUUUGGACAGUGCAGCUUGGGAUUCUAAACUUAAGAAUCAGGAGUCACCUCAAAAUAAAGAAGUAGGAUCACCAGAGACAUUAGGAGAAAGAUUCCCUGAAGAUGUCCUCCAGGGCUUCAUAUUUGUGAGAGAUCCUGCCCAAGAGAUCCCAUUAUGGAAGCAUAUGGGAAGUGUUCCAAAGGAAACCCCAAGGAAAUUCCUCACUCAUGAAAGUGAUUUCAAGAAAUUGACUUUCUUCCACAAUAAAUCCCACAGUAUGAAAAUAGGCCAUGAUUGUAUUGAUGUUGGGGAAAAUUUCAGUCAGAGCCUCUGUGGGCUCAAGAAAUCAUGGAAUGAUAAAGAAUUUAGGAAUCUUACAGCCCUUAUUCAACAUCAAAGAAUAAAUAGGCAAGAGAAACCUUCUAAUUGUGAGGAAUUUGCAAAAGUGAUCAGUCAGGAUGUACAUGUUAUUCAACAUAAGAGAAUUCCUACUGGAGGGAAACUUUAUCAAAGUAAAGAGGGUGAGAAGGCCAUGGAAAGCUCCCACUCUUCUCAAGACCAGAUAAUGCAUAAUGAAGAUAAACCUUAUAAAUGUAAUGACUGUGAAAAGCUCUUCACCAGCCACUCAUGCCUUAUUAAUCAUGAAAGAAUUCAUUUUGGAGGCAAACUCUUUAAUUAUAAGGACUGUAGGAAGGCUGUCAGGCAGAGCUCACCCCUUGUUCAACAUCAGAAAAUUAGUAGUGAAGAAAAACCUUAUAAAUGCAAGGAAUGUGGGAAGGCUUUCAGGCACAAUUCAGUCCUUGUUCAACAUCAGAACAUUCAUUCUGGAGAGAAACCUUAUCAGUGUAAGGAAUGUGGGACAGCCUUUAGCCAAAAGUCAUACCUUACUAAACAUCAGAGUAUUCAUACAGGAGAAAAACCUUAUCAAUGUAAGGAAUGUGGAGCAUCCUUCAGGCAAAGGUCAUACCUUACUAAACAUCAGAGAAUCCACACUGGAGAGAAACCAUAUCCAUGUAAGGAAUGUGGGGCCGCCUUUAGCCAAAAGUCCUACCUUACUAAACAUCAAAAAAUUCAUACUGGAGAGAGACCUUAUCCAUGUAAGGAAUGUGGAACAGCUUUUAGACAGAAGUCACAUCUCAAACAGCAUCAGAGAAUUCAUGCUGGAGAGAAACCUUACCCAUGCAAGGAAUGUGGGACUGCCUUCAGCCAGAGGUCAUACCUCACUAAACACCAGAGAAUUCAUACUGGAGAGAAGCCUUAUUCAUGUAAUGAAUGUGGGAUAGCCUUUAGCCAGAGGUCAUACCUUACUAAACACCAGAGAAUUCACACUGGAGAAAGACCUUAUCAGUGUAAGGAAUGUGGAGCAGCAUUUAGGCAGAGGUCACACCUCAUUCAUCACCAGAGAAUUCACACCGGAGAGAAGCCUUAUAAAUGUAGGGAAUGUGGGAAAGCCUUUAGGCAGAACUCAGUCCUUGUCCAACACCAGAGCAUUCAUGCUGAAGAGAAACCUUAUCAAUGUAAGGGAUGUGGGAAGGCUUUCAACUGCAAAUCACACCUGACUAGACACCAGAAAAUCCAUACUGGAGAGAAACCUUAUGAAUGUACUAGAUGUGGGAAAGCCUUUAGCCGGAGCCUAACCCUCAUUGCACAUCAGAACAUUCACACAGGAGAGAAGCCUUAUAAAUGCCAGGAGUGUGGGAAGGCCUUCAGGCACAACUCAGGCCUUACUCAACACCAGGGAGUUCAUACUGAAGAGAAAUCCUACCAAUGUAAGGAUUGUGGGACUAUCUUCAGCCAGAAGUCAUACCUUGCUAUACACCAGAGAAUUCACACUGGAGAGAAACCUUAUCAAUGUAAGGAGUGUGGGACAGCAUUUAGGCAGAGGUCACAUCUCAUUCAACACCAGAGAAUUCACACUGGAGAGAAACCUUAUAAAUGCAGGGAAUGUGGGAAGGCCUUCAGGCAGAACUCUGUCUUUAUUCAACACCGAAAGGUUCAUACUGAAGAGAAACCUUAUCAGUGCAAAGAAUGUGGGAAGUCCUUUAGGCAGAACUCAGUCCUUAUUCAACACCAGAGAAUUCAUACUGAAGAAAAACCUUUUCAUUGCAAGGAAUGUGGGAAGGUCUUCAGGCAAUACUCAGUUCUUGUUCACCACCAGAGAAUUCACACUGGAGAAAAACCUUACAAGUGUAUCAGAUGUGGGAAGGCCUUCAUCCGGAGAUCAGAUCUUAUUUCACACCAGCUAAUUCACACUGGAGAAAAACCAUAUAAAUGUAGGGAAUGUGGGAAAGCCUUCAGGCAGAACUCAGUCCUUAUUCAACAUCAAAGAAUUCACACAGGUGAAAAACCUUAUCACUGUAAGGAAUGUGGGACAGCAUUUAGAAAGAGGUCAUACCUCAUUCAACAUCAGAGAAUUCAUACUGGAGAGAAACCUUAUAAAUGUAAGGAAUGUGAGAAGGUUUUCAGCAACUGUUCAGCUCUUUAUAACCAUGAAAAAAUUCAUAAAGGAGUGAAAUCCUAUGAAUGUAAGUAGCAUGAAAGCGCAUUCAGAUAGAUUGCAGCCCUUAUUCAUCAUAAAAAAAUUCUUACUGGAGAUCCUAUGGAUGUGAAGUAUAUGGAAAAUCCUUUAGGGCCCAAAUCUCCUUUCACAUCAGAGAAUGCACACUAGAGAAAACUGUGGAUGACAUGAAGUGUGAAGGCCUUCAGUCAGAGGAUUCUUCUUGUGCUAGGGAAAGUCUUCAGUUUCCCAAAGGAGAGGUCUCAUUGAGUAUUACCCAACCCUAAGAAUACAGUGACUGGAAAAAGUCUCUGGUCAGAGGUCUACCCUAUUUUACCAUCAGUGAAUUCAUCCUGGAGGGAAUUUCUACAAGUAUAAAAUAUGGGGGGAAAAUGUGAGUGGUCAUGUUGAAACCCUGCUCAUCUUCAUGACUUCAAAACAGCAAGGAAUACUGCAAAUAAAGGAAAAUAAAAAUAAUGAAGAAGAAAAAGGGAAGAAACAUUCAUAGCAAAAACCUGAAAUACCAGCAAAGAGACUGAAGAAAUGAGUAAAUUAAAAAGAGCUCAAUGACAUGGCCUAAAAGUGAUAACUCCAGAAGAUUCAAUUAAUCAGUAUUUAUUAAUUGUUUAUGGUGGGCCAGACACAGAACUAGGAACUGGAGAUACAAAGAUAGGAAUGUUUAUUUCUGCCAUUAAAGUGGUUACAUUCAAGCCAGGGGCAGUGCAGGGGGUUGUGAGGGGAUGUAAAUUCUGUACAAAAUAACCACUGGGUGAUGGAAGUAGGGCUGGACAGGCAGAGCACCACAACUGGGGAGAUCAGGAAAGGCUUCCUGUAGUAGAUGGUAUCUGAUCUGAGUCUUGAAUAGAACAGGACUUUUAAGAGACAGAAAUGAGGCAGGAGGAGUGCAUUCUAGAUAUAGGGCAUGACCAAUGCAAAGGUUUGGAGACAGGAAAUGGAGAAUACAUCUCAGCUACAUAGUCAUCCAUGAAGGGAGAAUAAAAUUACAAGAGCCCCAGGGUGAUCAAGCUUAUUUUCAAAAUUAAGGAGGAAAUUAGAACUCUUAAAAAAGACAAACUGAUUUGGCUGUUUGGAACAGAAGGUAGAAAAUCUUAGGUACUCUGAAAAGAAAGUUCAGGAACAAUGAUUCAGUCAAUCAGUAAGCACUUAUUAAAUACUAUGUGUCAGGUACUUUAUGAAGUGUAGUAGAUACAAAAUACAAAACUGAAACAAUCCCUGGUCAUGAGGAGUUGACAUCCUAAUGGAAAAAAUAAGUAUAUGGUGUGUGUGUGUGUGUGUGUGUUUUUAAAGCCAAUAAAUACAAAUAUAUCUAAAAAGUUAAGUACAAGGCAGUUUGGGAGGAAGAGCAGUUGCUUAGGGAAAGGCUUCAUACAGAAGACAGGGCUUGAGCUGGGUCUUAAGGAGGGGAAGGACUCUAGGAGGCAGAGGUGACGAGGGAAUGCUUUCUAGACAAGCAGGACAGCUGGUGCAAAGGUAAAAUGAGUGGAGACAGUGCAGCAUGUGAGGAACAGAGAGGCCAUUCUGGCUGGACCUGCAGCAUUUAAGAAGAGGAGUAAUGUAGAAUGAGGCCAGAAAGGGUUUGCAUUGUGAACUGUUUAAGAGCCAGACAGAAGAGUAUAUAUUUUAUACUAGAGGCAAUAGGAAGCCACUGGAGUUGACUCAGUAGGGGAGUUAUAAGGCCAGAUCUGGGCCUGAGGAAGAUGACUUUGAUAGCAGUGUGGAGAUGGAUUGACAUGGUGAGAAGCUGAGUCAGGAAAGUAGAAUAGGAGGCAAGGGGGUAAUGAGGAACUGAAUUAAGGCGGUAUCUAUGAACUUGAGAGAUAUUGUAAAGGUGGAAAUGGCAGGAAUUAUCUUCUGAUUGGAUCUGUGGAGUGAGGAUAAUGCUGAAGUUGAGAAGCUAGGAAGCUGCAGGAAGGGUGUGCCUUCAGCAGAAAUAGGGAGGUUUGGAAGAGGGGCAGGUUUGGGAGAACAGAUGAUGAGCUCAGUUUGGGGCAUGUUGAGUUUAAGAUGUCUCUGGUCAUCCAGUUUGAGAUGCCCAAUGGACAACUGAUGAUGCAGGAUGCAUCCAUACACACAUGGAGACAUAUGCAUCCUGUGUUUGUGUAGAUGGAACUAUAUCUCCAUAUGUGUGUACAUAUGGAAAUAGAUGUAUCUCCAUAGAUACAUAUCUGUUGACCAUCUGCAUAGUGAUGAUAGUUAAGCCCUCAGAAGCAGAUGAAGUUUCUGCAAGAGUAUAGAGUGAGAAAAUAAGAGAGCCUAGGACAGAGACUUAGGGCAUAAAUGCCUACAGUUGGGAGGACUGACAUGGAAGACAAGCCAGAAAGAGAGGGUGAUCCGCAGUGUCACUGCUUCAAGUGCAGAAAGGCAAGGGCUGAAGAGAAGGUGGGAAUCACUGGAUUGGAGGUGAGUGUCUUCUUAUUGGUUCCUAUACUUAAUUUUUUUCCUUAUUGGUUCCUAUAAUUCCUUUGUCGUCUUCUGCAAUUGUUCUUGGCUUUUCUGUGUGUGCAUGUAUGUGUGUGUACAUGCAUGUGCUUGUACACGUGUGCGCAUGUAGGAUGGUGCAUGUCCUUUGUUUUUUUUCUGCAUGAGGACGUUGUUUUGUUCUCCACGGCAAAAGUUGAGGCCAGUCUCUGUGAACUCCUUUUCCCCCCCAUUCCUUGUAUCUCAGACCUCUUAAUGUAACCUAUUACCUUUCCCUUUACUCUGGUCUCUAAUGAAGAGUUGACUUUUUUUUUUUUUUUUUGCUGAAGACAAACCCUCCAUGUGUGCCCUUGUUCUUACCCCUUGAGCCUUCUCCAGCAUCAUGCCCCAAAUCACACUCUCCUCCCGAAUCUUUAUUCUCUCCCUGUCUACGGGUUCCUUUCCUACUAAGCAGUAGUAGACAGACACACCCACCUCCCUCCUUAGGAAAACCCCCUGGGCCCUAUUAGGCCCUCAAGCUGCCGUCCAAAAUGUCUCUUCUCUCCCUUAACCUAGCUUGUAUAGCCUCCUCCCUGCACUGCUGCUGCUCUCUCACCCCACAGUCCAAGCUUGCGGGUAUCCUUUGGAUCAGCCCCUUGUCUCCACCCCCCAGCCAUCAGCCUCAUUGUCUCCCACCUGCGUGAUUAUGAUCAUCUCCUAAUUGAUCUCCUUGCCUUCAAUCUUUCCUAAUCCAAGCUGUGUUUUCCUACAACACAUGCCUAACCAUGUCACUCCUGUACUCAGUAAACCUCAGUGGCUCCCUAUUACUGCAGAGAUCAGACAUUCAGAGCUUGUCAUGCCUUUGUCUCGAUGUGCCUUUCUGGUUUCAUUACACUUUCCUCCCCUUCAAGCACCCCAUGGCCCAGCCCAAGAGGCCUUCUCACUGUUCUUUUUUUUUUUUUUGCGGGGCAAUGGGGGUUAAAUGACUUGCCCAGGGUCACACAGCUAGUAAGUGUCAAGUGUCUGAGGCCGGAUUUGAACUCAGGCACUCCUGAAUCCAGGGCCAGUGCUUUAUCCACCUAGCCACCCCCUCUCACUGUUCUUCAUGCACAGACUGUCUCCUAUCUCCAUGUGUGUGUCUUGGCUCUGCAUGUAUUGCAGGCUCCCUAUGCCUGAAAUAUGCUCCCUUCUCACAGUCACCUCUUAGAGUCCCUGGUUUCCAUCAAGACUUAGCUGAAGUGCCACCUUCUACAGGAAGCCCCCGCCCCCACCUACCCAGUUCUUCUGACCCCUAUUGCCUCCUGUAUAAUUUGUAUUUACCUAUAUAUGUCCCAUGUUCUGCCUCCUCCCCUUGCUUAGAGGCAGCCAGGUGGCUUAGUAUCAGGAAGACCCGAGUUAAAAUCCAGCCUUGACCCUUAAUAGCCGUGGGACCCUAGGCAAGUCACUUAACUUCCAUAUGCCUCAGUUUCCUCAUGUGUAAGAUGGGGAUAACAACAGCACCUACCUCCCAGGGGAGGGGGAAUUGAGCUUGGCUACACCCACCAUCAUGUGAAGAUGCCUGCAGCAUCUCACCCCCAGAGUCCUCACCUCUACAAAGAAAGUGGAGGAUGUCUCAUUGAUUUGUGGCAGCCUCCAGUUUUGAUGUUUUUGUCAUUCUUUCCACCAGCAUUGUUGUCGUCAGGAAAGACACUUGGUACCUAUUUUGCUCAGGUGGUUGUAAUGGCUGGCCACACCUAUGUAUGGGAAAUCUGUGCUAGCUAUGGGGGAACUUAAUGGAAGAGGAAGUGAACUGCUUCACCUGCUGGAGGGAGGUUUUUUUUAGGUCUCUUAAGACAAAGCUUCUUAAACUGUGGGUCGUGAUCCCACUUGGGGUUGUUUAACUGAAUGUGGGGAUGGCAAAAAUUUGUCAAUGGUAAAAAGAUUAUGUAUACCUAUUUUAUAUACCUACAUGCCCGGGAUUGAGUAGAAAUUUCUCAGGUGAAAAGGAGCUGAAAGUAGAAAAAGUUUGAGAGAGAUAUAUAAAAUGGGGUCGAUGUGGGGCAAUAGACCCACUUGGGCAAUGGGUUGACCCAUUGACACCGUGGCGUAGUUGCAAAGAUCACUAAAUUUUAACUGGAAGGGACUGGGGAGGAGGCUGAAGGAUUCACGGUUUUGUUAGAAACUGGUUACAUGGGGGGCAGCUAGGUGGCGCCGUGGAUGAAGCACCAGCCCUGGAUUCAGGAGGAACUGAGUUCAAAUCCGACCUCAGACACUUGACAAUUAUUAGUUGUGUGACCCUGGGCAAGUCACUUAACCCUCAUUGCCUUGCAAAAAAAAGAAAGAAAGAAAAACAAAACAGAAAGAAACUGGUUCCAUAUCUUUGCUAGCGGUGGCCAUCCCCAUUGAUUGAAUCUUGCGUUUGGGGGGCUAUUGAGUCAUGCUCGGUGUUGCAGAUGUGAGCCAGACCCUUGGGAGUGGGGCUGUAAAAGGGAGCAGAGAUGAACAAAGGAGCGACCCAAAGCUGGAACCGACCUGGGUCCCUGAGGCAGGGGAGAGGAACAUGGACACUAGACAGGUUCGGGGUUGGGGAGGAGAAACAUCCCGCCCAGCCCGAGCCCUAGACAAACCUAGGAAAGGAGCUGUCCGUGGUCCCUGCACGAACAGCACAAGUUCCCGGCGUUCCCACUGACUGUGCAGUGACUGGAGCCGUGCCUAGAGCCGUGUCUGGUACUGGGGCUUGGAGGUUUUUAAAAUUGCAAAUGCUGUUCUGUCCCGGCUUGCUAGAAAACCGAACACCUGGAUUCCGUGAGCAAAUGGCCCGUUGUCUUUUCUCUAGAGAGCAGGCUGUCAGGCUGUCUCCUUCAGCUGUAGCCAAGUUAUUUGGGGAUACAAGGAAUUCUGUCAGCUUACUUUGAGUUCGGACUGGCUCUUAAAACCCUGUUUACCUGUUGCCCUUCUCGUUGUAGAGGUCAUCCUGAUUGUUUGUUUUCCCAGUUGCCUAUGUGAGUUAUCGCUCGCCACUGCCCUCCCUCAAAUCCCUGAGCUGAGCGCAUCCCCCGUUUUACGAAGUUACAAUCGUGUGUCUGCCCCCUUUCUGCCCCCGCAGUCCCCAGGACUGGACCGCACAUACAGCCCCAGUCCCACAUGUCUGAGGUGGGCCCCUGGAGAGGCGGAUCCCUAGAAUGAGUGUGGUGAGGCACCCUGGCUGCGUGUCAGAGCAAGCCCACAGCCGUAUCCUGAAUGAAGCUGCUUUUCAGGCUGUUGUUAAGUAAACGUUUUGUUACGUGCCGGAUGGUCUGUGGAUGUCUUAUUUUGUUCCAGUCCCAAGUGGGAAGCCCUGGACUCGUGAUCUUCCUCCCCAAACCCUCCCCUCGGCUGUUGAGGGCACCGCCAUCCUCAGUCCCUGGGGCUCCCAACGUCCGAGCCGUCCCUGAUUCUUCACUCACACUCACUCUACAUGGUCAGUCCCGUCCAUUGCCAAAUCUUCACAGCAUUUCUUGAAUAUAUUCUCUUCUCUCCUCCGGUCCAGAUCCUCAUGACCUCACAUCUGGACUAUUGUAUAGUGGCUGGUGGGUGUGCCUGUUUCAAGUCUCUCCCUCCUCCAAUCCAUCCCCCAAUCCGGCACCAAAGAGUUUUCCUAAAGCGCAGGUCUGAGCAUACCCUAUCACCCCCCCCUCCCAAACCUCCAAUGGCUCCCUACAGUCAAGCAUGAAUUCCUCAGCGGGCCUUUGAAACUCUUUAGAGCGGCCCCUCCCCACCUUUCCACCCCCGCUUCCCCAGCUCCGGCUGUUUCUAGAACACACAACCCGCUAGACCCCGCCCUCCUUUGUACAAGGAGUCCCUCGUGCCUGGAACACUCCUUGCUCACCUUUGCCUCUUCAUCUUCCCGUCUUUCUUCCAGAUUCAGCUCGCAUGGGACAAUGCGAGCGGCCUUUCCUGGCCCCCAUCCCUAUUUUUCCAUUGCUCACAUCUUCCCCUCUCAGGUGACUAUACCUAUUUCUGAUCGAUGUCGUCCGUCCCAUUAGAAUACGUGGUUCUCGAGGACAUGGUAUUUUUCUGUACACCCCCCAGUUUUUAUCCCAGUGCUUAGCACACAGAAAGUGCUUAAUAAAGGCUCGUUGAUUGGCUGAUUAGCUGGGCUUUGAGUGAGACCUGACCCAGAAUGGUAGGAGCUCGACUAGUUGGUGUAAUGACCCCCAUUGGCCACUUGGGGAGCUGCUGCCCCACCCUUAUGAAGUGAUUUAAGGCUGCAGCCCCCUGCAGUGCCGAGAGAGUUGGUAGUCCUAACAAGAUCUGGGCUCAAAGAACCGCAGCGCUCCAUUUUCCGGCCUUACUGAGAUCUGGCUGCGAUACACAGUAACCUGCGAUAGACCUUUGAAGUGUCCCUAAGUUCUGUGUUUCUGGGGGAUGGUAGAGAAGCUUGCCCCCACAUCUCUCACGUAGAGCAAUGGCUGAUAAAUGCAAGGAUUGGCAGAGAAUUCGAUCGAUUCCCCUUUUCACGAAUGACUUGGGCCCCCAAAUUACACCAGCUCACGUGUCCCCUGGGGAAAGGAGAGGGAUUUCCCGGAGAAUGACAAAUUAUGGAGAAUUCCCGAAGGAGGACUCUCGGAUGGCAUGAAGAGGCUUGUGGCCAAUGGCCUGCAGCUGAAGGAGCAGUGGAGUUCCUACUGCACUGCCACGUGGAGGAGUGAAACCUGAGCAUGGCUGCCUGCCAUUACUGGGAGUUAUUCCUACGGCGCAAGUGCAGGAGGAAGAGCAUUGCUUAUGGAGCAAAUCUCGUUCCACUUCCCUUCCAGGGGGAUCCAAACCACUGAGAAGUACUAGAAACGCGGAAGCCCCACCGGGUCUCUCACAAGAAGCUGGGAUUCGUUGAUUGACUAGAGCCACCUGAAGUUUCUAUCUCCUCUAGCGUGAGCUAAAACCCUUAGAAUAAUACUGGGAGGUCGGAGGCUUGCCUAGGUCCCAAGGGCAGAAGGAGGAGUAGUCACUGGAGCAGAGACCCUUAACCUUUUGUAUUCUGAACCCUUGCACAGGCUGGUGAAGCUCAUGGACCCCUCUACAGAAUAAUGCUUUUAAAUGCUUAAACAUGUAGGAUUACAACAGACAUCAAUUGUGUGGAAGUGCGGGUGUCAAUUGUUUCUUUUUUAAACCAAAUGAAUGGAGCCCAUGUUAAGGCUCUACCCUGAGAGACAAUGAGCACCUUGAUGGCUAUGGGCUCCCAAGAGUCCUUUGAAUUUUCUCUUUUCUUUGUUUGAGCCAAAAUAAAAGCUGUCCUCUUUAGCACCCUGGAGAUUUGUGGUGGUUUCCCCAAUGUAGAGGGGAUGGAAUGAGUCAUAUUUUGAAAUUCCCAGAGAAUGCAUUGGGUAGGGGCAUGAGCCAAAAAGUGAAAUUUGGACUGGACCCUCAAGGUCAAACUAAAUCCAUGUAAAUCCAUUAAUUAUAGUUUUAUUAAACAUUUGCCACGUGCCAGGCUCGGGUUGGUAAGGGCUAGAGACACAAAGAAAAAUCAGAGUUCUUGGCCUCAGGGAAAAAAUGGGCAUUUCAAGAUAGCCACAGAAUGGAUGGAGGGUAGCCUUAGGGAGGAAGGCAAGGGCAGCUGGAAGAUGGAGGAGGCUGGGAGAAGCCUCUGGCAGAAGUUGGACCUGCAGAUGGCUUUGGAAGGAAGAUGGGAAUUCUAAAAAGUGAUCUGGGGGGAGCGGAUUCUAGAGGGGAGGGAGAAGCCAUGUAGAGGCAGAAGAUGGUGUCAAGCCUGAGGAUGGGUAAGUCAGCCAUUAGGACUGGCUCGAAGAGUUAGUGGGGUCAGACUAGGAAGAGCUAGAAGUGCGAAAGGAGUUCACCUUGGGUCUUAGGGAGGGGUCAGAGUUUAUUAAGAGGCAGAUCUGCCCUUUAGGAAAACAUUUUGUCAGUUGUGUAAAGGAUGGAUGGAUUGGUGCGAUGAGAGACCCGAGGCAGAGGGACCAGUUAGAAAACUCAAAGCUUUGAGUUCUGAACAACAUGAAAGUCAGCCUUUGGAUGGUCAGAGACAGGGAGAGAUGGCCAGAUUCAUUAGAUAGGUGCCUAUAUAUGUAUAUGUGGGGUACAGCUGGGGCUCAGGUGUGUCAUGACCCCAUACCCAGAUGAAAACUCAAUACUGAAG